AUGAUUUUUCGUCGUGAUCCAUGCGGUCUUGUAUGUAUUUCUAUGAUAUAUCUGUUUAUAACAUAUGCUGAUUAUGUGGUUUUAAUAUGGCUUUUACUUCCAACAUUCAAAAAUUCUUAUUGGACUCUUAUACACGGUGCUGUUUUCAAUGUUUUACUUGUAUUUUCUCUUAUUGCUCAUGCUAAAGCGAUGCUCACUGAUCCAGGAGUUGUUCCAAUAUCAAAAACACGAAAGUGAGUUUACUUUUUCAAAAUUGUCAGAGAUACUAUUUUUGAAAAUAAUAAUGCAGCUAACAAAUAAAUAAUAGUUCCAGGGAAGCGAAACCCAAAGAAUAUUCAUCCGACGAAUCAGAAUCCGACGAAGAGGCAAUAAUGCAAUUCGGUGGAAAUUCAUCUGAAUGGACAUUGUGUACACGUUGUGAAUCGCUUAGACCUCCAAGAGCCCAUCACUGUCGAGUUUGUAAACGAUGUGUUCGGAAAAUGGAUCAUCAUUGUAAGUUUUUUGUUAGAGUUGUCAAAAAUUGAUUGAUUUUAGGUCCAUGGGUUAAUAAUUGUGUCGGUGAAUAUAAUCAAAAACAUUUUCUACAAUUUAUUCUUUAUACAGGAAUGUCUUGUACAUACGGAUUAUUGUGAGUCAAUUAAAUUGAAUCCGAUAAUAUUUUUAUUACUAUUUGAGUUUUUCAGUUUACUCACGAUAUGCUGGGUUUACGAUGACGCACAAACUUUAUAUCAAAGAGGUCCAUUCGGAGACAAUGUACAUCACUCAAAAGUGUAAGUUUACACAAAAGUUUUGAAUUUCAUUGAUUAAAAUUUCAGAAUUCAUUCGAUAAUAUUUGCUAUGGAAUGUGCACUUUUUGGUUUGUUCGUCUUGGCUGUUUCGUGUGAUCAGGUAGUUUUUAAUUACCAAAACCCAUUAAACAUAUAAAUAUAAAUCUCUUAGCUUGGCGCAAUAUUCACUGACGAAACCGCAAUCGAAUCUGUUCAAAGAAGAGGUAGAAAUUAUUUAUCAUCUUCUCGUCGUCCACGAUCUAGUAAAGUAGCGAUGUUGCGACAAGUUUGUGGAACUGGUCCUAAAAUAUUCUGGCUUAUACCAUGUUUUACUGCUCGCCGAGCACCAACUCGUCAUAUUCGAUCACAUCAUCAAAUGGCUCAUUUUGACGUGUAG
Caenorhabditis angaria is the source of this 1164-nucleotide messenger RNA. NCBI's taxonomy places the organism in Eukaryota, Metazoa, Nematoda, Chromadorea, Rhabditida, Rhabditidae. The record is from the annotation of a GenBank genome assembly.